Molecule: messenger RNA, 12643 nt
Organism: Ichthyophthirius multifiliis
Lineage: Eukaryota; Ciliophora; Oligohymenophorea; Hymenostomatida
Exons: 13
Biological process (GO): microtubule-based movement
Cellular component (GO): dynein complex
Molecular function (GO): dynein light intermediate chain binding; dynein intermediate chain binding; minus-end-directed microtubule motor activity
Source: RefSeq, a predicted model, not a curated record
GUGGUGUAAAAAUUAAUUAGAUUUAGAAAGAAUAAUAUAGAUUCCCAAUUUUGGAAAUAUUUCUUUUGCAAGAACAAAUUAAAAAGAUUUAAAUUAAUCUUCUGAUACAAAAUCUAUGAUAAUAUAUUUUAGUGAUAAUUUGAUUUAUGAAAAAAAUCUUAAAUAUCGUGGUGAAAUAGAUAAUAGCAAUUAUCCCCCAAUAAAAAUAAACUAUAAUGCUGUGCAUAAAUUGUGUUAAGACCUAAAUAAAUAAUCAGUAAAAUUAUCAAUUGAUUCUGUAUUUAAUGAUAUUAGCGAUUUACUAAACAUAAAUAAUGUAGAAAUAGAUUUAGGAUAUUUAGGAAAGAUAAAUUGUUUUGAAAAAACACUUAGUUUAGAGCCAUUUAUUCUUAAUAAAAAAUCCCAAAACUUAAAAUCAAAAUCAACUGUCCGUUCUCUUCUUGACUAAAGAAAAGUUAAUAGUCACUAAGAAUAAUCACCUACACGUCGCUACAAAUAAUAUAUUGUAAAAAUAGAUCCAGAAUUAUUAGCUGCUGGUACUGAUCCAUUGUCAAAAAAUUAAGACUUUUCUAAAUUAGCUGGAAAUGCAUCAAAUUUAAUGAAAGCUUAAUUUACUAAACCUCCUAAUUCAAGCGUUCGUUUUCCACCUAUAUUAGAUAAGUUUUCAAGGACAUUAGCUUCCCCAUUGUCUUCAUAGAAACAUAAUUUAUCUAUUAGUAAUAGAAUAGCAUCUAAUUAUACACCUUCAUCUCGAAAACUAUAUUUUGAUUACGAAUCUAAAGGCAUUAAGAUAUCUAAAUUAUUCAAUUCUGCAGUAUAAUUUACAGCUAACGAAGAAUUAUUACAAAAACCUGCCACUUUUGAAGAAGAAUUAUUAUAUGUAGUAGCAGGAGUUCGAAAUAUGGAAUUAAAUAGUAAAAUUUAAGCAAAAAAAACCUGCUAUGAAAGAUAUAAGAUGUAUAUAGAAAAUGAAAUUCCAAUCGAAUUUGUGGCUCCAAUAAAUAAUUAUUGGAUUACUGAUAUUUUAGAUUUGAUUCCUCACUAGUUAUAAUAUGUAGAUAGAGGUGUAAUGGAAAAUAUGAUAAAUUAAAUGCUUAAUGAAAUAAAUAAAGAUUAUUAUGAUUCAGUUAGAAAAUCUAUUCUUGAUUAUGUACUUAAGGAUGAUACUGAAAUGGCUAGAAUAGGUAUUAUGGAAAUUUAUGAUCCUAUUAUUGAUUAUGGAGAUAAUUAUUAUAAAGGACUUGAACCUGAUUAAGAAUGGAAAGAUCAUGUAAAUCAUGCUAAAUAAGAAAUUAUUGCUAGCUUAGUUAUUAAUUCUAAAGCCACUCUUAAUUUAAUGAAUUUAUGGAAAAAAUAUGAAAAAAUGCAUUUUUUAGUUUUACCUACUAAAAAAGAUUAGACUAUGACUAUUUAAAAUUUCCUUGAAAUAUAAAUUAAGAAUAUUACUGAAGUUAAAAAUCAUUUAGUUUCUGAAUGGCAUAAAGAUGUUAUUGAUAUUUAUUAGGAAGAACUUAAUCAAAUGAAUAAAAAUAAAAGAUAAGCCAUAUUGUUCUUUAAUUCAAAUGCUACUUUAAUGUCUAAUUAGAUUAGAUAAUUAGUAUCUGAUUCUCUUUUGUUAUACAAAAAUUUCUUUUAACGUUUUAAUAAAAGUGAAUUACUUGCUCCUUCUCUAAUAAUUGAAAGAGAAAAAAAUCAACAAAAUAUUAUCGAAGAUGUAUUUUUACAUGUGAAGCUUAUUGCUAAUUCUGAUAAAGUCGAAUUUGCUGAUGAUUUAUAUGAAAUUAUAAAAAAUGAAAUCCUUAAGAUUAUUGAUGAUAUUAUUGCUACUACUUAAGGAUUCCCAAGACCUGAAAAUACAAUAGCAAAAAGUGUAGUAAAAUCUCUUUGGGCAGUUCCGAAAGAUGAUGAAGUUUAUUUAAGAGUAAAGAAAGAAAUAAAUGAUAUUUUAGAUAAAAAUUUAAGAAAUGUAAAUGAAGUUCUACAUAUUUAUAAUAAAUACGCUUACUUAUUAGAAGAAAAGUCAAAAGUAUCUGUUUGGACAAAAUAAGAACAUAAAAGAGAAGAAUUUUUAAGUGAAAUAAGUAAAUAUAAAAACACUUAUAAUGAAUUAAAUAAAGAAAUCCCUUUUUAUGUAAGAACUAAUAUGAUUUUAGUUGAUGGAGUUGAUGUAAAAAAACAAUACUUAUAAAUAUGUUUGGAUAUAGUUUAGAUAUUAUAAGCAUCAAUUCAUUAAUAUUUAUUAACCAAAAACGGAGAUAUUGCAAAAGAAAUAACUAAUUCUUAAGAUUUUAUUAAGGCAAAAGCUGAAAAUUACGAAAAAAUGAAAUAAUUGGAAGUAAAGAUUGAUAAUAUUAAAAGAGUCGAAUAUAAAAAAAUAUUAUAAGAAUUCCAAGAAGUUAAACUUUGGUUUAAUUUAUUAUAUGGAACUGCACAUAAAAUUAGUGAGGAAGAUCUCAAAUAACUUUAUAUUACUGCUAGUUUAGUUCACGGAAUGCCUGGAUUUGUUGAUAACGAAGAAAAUAGACUUUUUAAAGAAAAAGAAGAAUUAGAUAUAAAACUUAAGAAAAAGAAAGAUGAUUUUGAAAAUAAUAUCAUCGAAUUGUAUUCUAAAAUUGAUACUAUUAAUACUACUUAUACAAAAAAAGAAUAUGAUAAGGUUGAAGCUUGUAAAGCUAUCGAAUAAUAUGCUUUUACACUUUAAGAAUAUAUUUAAGAGAUGUAAGAAAUUAAUAUAAGAGAAGAUUUAAUGGGAUUAUAAUAAACUGAAUUCCCAAAACUUCAAGAAGCUGAAAAUAAUUUAAAACCUUAUUAAGAUUUAUGGUUCUCAAUAAGAGAUAGUAAAGUAGAUAGUUUGAAAAACAAACCAAUAUUAACAUUAGAUCCUGAAGACAUAGAAAAAGAAAUAAAAUAAAUGCUUAUGACAUUCAAUAAAUUAAAAAUAAUGUUUGGAAAAUAAAAAGGAAUGUAAAAUCCUCUAGAUUUAACCGAAGAAAUGUUAGACGAACUAAGGAAUUUUCAAAAGCAUUAAGUAUUAAUUCAUGUAUUUUCCAAUAAAGGGUUAAAAUAAAGACAUUGGGAGGAAAUAUCAAUUAUAAUAGAUACAUAAGUAGAUCCGAAUAAGAAAGAUAUGAUGACUUUAUAAAGAUUUAUUGCAAUGAAUUUGGAUUAAAAGUAUGCGAAAUUAGAAGAAGUAUCUGACUCUGCAUCAAAGGAAUUCGCAAUUGAAAAAAUAAUGGAAAAAAUGAAAGAAGAUUGGGCUGGUAUAGCUACUGAAUUAAAACCUUGGAAAGAUACAGGAACUUUUAUUGUCGCAGGCACAAGUGUAGAUGAAGCAUAAUAAAUUUUAGAUGAUUAAAUAGUAAAAACUAUGACUAUGAAAGGAUCUCCUUAUGCGAAAAUAUUUGAAGAAAAGCUUCUCGAUUGGGAAGAUUGGUUAAAUUAUACUCAGAGCUUAUUUGAUUAUUUUGUUAAAGUUUAAUCUGUUUGGCUUUAUUUAGAACCGGUUUUGACUUCUCCUGAUAUCGCUAAGCAUUUGCCUGCUGAAGCAGAUGAAUUUAAAAAAGUUGAUUUUGAUUGGAAAAAUCAAAUCAUGGGAAGAGUUAGUAGAGACCCUAAAGUUUUAGAAUAUACAAAAGAUAGAAGAAUGCUAGAAAUUUUGAAAGAAUCUCAUAUAAAACUUGAAAAAAUUUAAAAAGGUCUUAAUUCUUAUUUAGAAGGAAAAAGAUCUAAUUUCCCAAGAUUCUAUUUCUUAUCUAAUGAUGAAUUGCUUGAAAUUUUAUCAGAAACUAAAGACCCUUAAAGAGUUUAACCUCAUUUAAAAAAAUGCUUUGAAGGAAUUUAAAAAUUAUAAAUUGAUGCUGAUAAAAAUAUUCAUGGAAUGUAUUCUUCAGAGAAUGAAUAUGUUCCUUUCAUUUCAUCUGUGAAUACUAAUGAUGCUCGAGGAAAUGUUGAUGAAUGGUUACUUUGGGUCGAAGAAAGAAUGAUUAAAUGCGUACAUAAUGUUACUUCUUAAGCCUUCACAGACUAUGAAUAAAUGGAAAGAAAUGAUUGGGUUAUUGGAAGGUGUGGAAUGGCAGUACUUUGCGUAAAUAUGACUUAUUGGACCUAUGGAACUGAAAAGAGUUUAAGAGAAGAAGGUAAAGUAGGAGUUUAAGUAUUUGAAAAUACUUGCACUGAAGGUUUACUUAAAAUAGUUGAUUUGGUACGUUCUAAUAUUUCGCCUUUGGACAGAUGUACUAUAGAAGCUCUUAUAGUGUUAGAUGUGCAUAAUAGAGACUGCAUUUCGCUUUUAGUUUCUAAGGAAACUGAGCUAGUAACUGAUUUCUAAUGGUAAGCAUAAUUAAGAUAUUAUUGGGAAAAUAAUGAUACCGUUGUUAGAAUAAUUAACGCUGUAUGUGAAUAUAAUUAUGAGUAUUUAGGAAACUCAGCUAGAUUAGUCAUAACUCCUCUAACAGAUAGAUGUUAUAGAACUUUAUGUGGAGCCAUUCAUUUGAAUUAUGGUGGAGCGCCUGAAGGUCCUGCAGGAACUGGAAAAACGGAGACUGUCAAAGAUUUAGCAAAGGCACUUGCUCGAUAAUGUGUCGUAUUUAAUUGCUCCGACGGGCUUGAUUAUAAAGCUAUGGGAAAAUUCUUUAAAGGAUUGGCUAGUAGUGGGGCUUGGAGUUGUUUUGAUGAAUUCAAUAGAAUUGAUUUAGAAGUACUUUCAGUCGUAGCCUAAUAAAUUUUAACUAUUCAACUUGCAAGAGGAGAAGGAAAAAAAGAAUUCUUCUUUGAAGAUGCUACAAUAAAAUUAAAACCUACUUGUAAUUGCUUUAUUACUAUGAAUCCUGGUUAUGCUGGAAGAUCUGAACUUCCGGAUAAUUUAAAAGCUCUUUUUAGAUCAGUGGCUAUGAUGGUUCCUGAUUAUGCAAUGAUUUCUGAAAUUUGUUUGUAUUCUUAUGGAUUUGCUGAUGCUAGAAAUUUAGCUAGAAAAAUCGUCACCACAUAUAAAUUGUGUUCUGAAUAAUUAUCUUCUUAAGACCAUUAUGAUUAUGGUAUGAGAGCUGUUAAAUCAGUGCUUACUGCUGCUGGAAAUCUCAAGAGAAAAUUUGCUACUGAAAAUGAAAGUAUUCUUAUGCUUAGAGCUAUUAGUGACGUUAACUUGGCGAAAUUUUUGGCUUAUGAUAUUCCGCUAUUUAAAGGUAUUAUUAGUGAUCUUUUCCCUGGUGUUAAAUUGCCAGAAAUAGAUUAUAGAAACAUGUAUGAGUGUAUUUAUGCAACUUUGGAAGUUAUGAAUUUAUAAAAAGUAGAUUAUUUUAUUGAAAAAAUUAUUCAGUUAUAUGAAAUGAUUCUCGUAAGACAUGGUCUUAUGGUUGUUGGAAUGCCUUUUUCAGGAAAAACAUCAUCUAUAAAAGUUUUAUAGGGCGCUUUGACUCUUUUAAGCGAAAGAAAACAAAUGAAUGAAAAUAAAGUAUAAAUUACUGUUAUUAAUCCUAAAUCUAUUACCAUGAAUUAAUUAUAUGGUUGGGCUGAUGAAAUUUCACAUGAAUGGACUGACGGAGUUUUGGCUGUUAAAUUUAGAGCUUUUACUAAAGCUGAUAAUGAAGAUAGAAAGUGGCUUAUAUUUGAUGGACCAGUAGAUGCUGUUUGGAUUGAAAAUAUGAAUACUGUAUUAGAUGAUAAUAAGAAAUUAUGUUUAAAUUCAGGUGAGAUUAUUGCAAUGACAAAACAAAUGAAUAUGAUGUUUGAACCUAUGGAUUUAGCUGCUGCUUCUCCGGCUACAGUUUCUAGAUGUGGUAUGAUUUAUAUGGAGCCAUAAUCUAUGGGUUGGGAACCUUUAUAUGAAAGUUGGAAAAAGAAAUUACCUUCAACUUUCAGGGAAGAAGAUUUUAAUGAAAUAGAUAUGUUAUUCCAUUGGACGAUUAAUAUUUCUUUGAAAUAAUUAAGGCAUGAAUAUAAAGAAAUAUCCCCAACUCAAGAUUAGAAUUUAGUAGUUACAUUAAUGAGAACUUUUAGAGGAUUAUUAAAAGAUUUAGAAAAGCCUGAAACAUAUGAAAAACUAUAAAUUAAAGAAAGAUUCUAACUAAUUGAUAUGAGGUUUGUCUUUGCAUAUAUUUGGUCUAUUGGAGGUUCAUUACCUACUUCAUAAGAUAGAAAGAAAUUUGAUUUAUUUGCAAAAAGACUUUUUAGUAAAGAUAUUGCAGUUCCAAAAGAAGUUGAAAGCAAAAAAAUAUCUUUACCUGAAAGAGGAACUUUGUAUGAUUACAUCUAUAAGGUUGAAGAUAAAAAACCUGAAGGAGAUUGGACAUUAUGGACUAAUCUUAUUAUUUAAGAAGAAAUUCCUGCUAAGAAAAAGCCUAGUGAGAUCCUUGUUUAAACAAGUGACACUGUACGUUAUUCCUUUUUACUAAGACAUAAUAUUAGUGAAGAAAUACCUACACUUUAUUGUGGACCUACAGGAACAGGAAAAUCUAUUUAUGUGAAAAAUAUUCUUAUGAAUGAUUUACCAAGAAGUUAAUAUAUGACUAUAGAAGUAGGAUUUUCUGCUUAGACUUCGGCAAAUGCUACCAUGGAUAUAAUAGAUAAAAAAUUAGAUAGGAAAAAAAAAGGUGUAUUUGGACCUAAAACAGGAAAAUGCGUUAUUUUUGUAGAUGAUUUGAACAUGCCUACAAAAGAAAAGUGGGGUGCAUAACCUCCAAUAGAAAUUUUAAGAUAAAUGAUGGAUUAAGGAGGAUGGUAUGAUUUAUAAGAUAAGGAUAAACCUUUCAAAGAAUUAGUUGAUAUUAUAUUUGUAAGUGCUAUGGGUCCUCCUGGAGGUGGAAGAACAUUCAUAACUGCUCGUUUUUUGAGACAUAUGAAUCUAAUAACAUUAGUAAACUUUGAUGAUGAGACUUUGAAUAGAAUUUUCGGAACUAUUCUUCAUUGGUAUUUUGGAGUUAAUGGAUUUUCACCUGAUGUAACAAAGAAUGAAAACAAACUAAUUAAUGCGACUCUAGAAAUUUAUAAAAUGGCUAUGGCUUAAUUAUUACCUACUCCAAUGAAAAGUCAUUAUUUAUUUAAUUUGAGAGAUUUCGCGAAAGUCAUUAUGGGUGUUUGUAUGGCUGAUAAAGACUCAUGUGCUUCUUAAGAAGUUCUUAUUAGGCUUUGGGCUCAUGAAUGCUGGAGAGUAUUUGCAGAUAGACUUAUUAAUGAAGAAGAUAGAUUACUAAUGUUACACGGAUUAAGAGAAUCUGUCAAAAAAAUUUUCGGACUCAAUUUUGAUACUGUAUUUGAAACUUUGGGUGAUAAAAAAAACAAAGAUAUAAAAAUUGAAACAUUAGAUUAAAUGAGGUCUCUUAUUUUUACUGAUGUUUUAACACCUUUGGGUGUUCCAAAAAGACCAUAUGAAGAAAUUUUGGACAAAGAUAAAUUAUUUGCAGCAUGUUAGGAGUCUCUUGAAAAUUAUAAUAUGAUUUCUGAUAAGCCUAUGGAUUUGGUCUUAUUUUCCUUUGCUGUUGAACAUUUACUUAUUAUUGAAAGAAUAGUCAAAUAAUCUGGAGGAAAUGCACUUUUGGUUGGUGUAGGAGGUUCUGGAAGAUAAUCAUUGACUAGAUUAGCUGCUGGCAUGUUAGAUUAAGCAACUAUUUAAAUCGAAAUUAGUAAGCUUUAUGGAAAAACUGAAUGGCAUGAAGAUAUUAAAAAAAUUCUUAAAAACGCAGGUGGUAAAGGAAUUCAAACUGUAUUUUUAUUUACUGAUUCAUAAAUUAAAUAAGAAGGUUUUGUAGAAGACAUUAAUAAUCUUUUAAAUACUUGUGAAGUUCCCAACUUGUUCGCUGCAGAUGAAAAAGCUGAACUUAUGGAAAUGGUAAGAGCUGCAGCUAAAGCUGAAGGUAAAGCACCUGAAGGUACUCCCGAUUAACUUUAUGGAUAUUUUGUCGAAAGAUGUAGAAAUUAUUUACAUAUUGUUUUAUGUUUUUCACCUAUAGGUGAUGCCUUUAGAAAUAGAGUUAGAAUGUUCCCUUCUUUAGUUAAUUGUUGCACUAUUGAUUGGUUCUUUGAAUGGCCUUAGGAUGCUCUAGUAUCUGUUGCAAAAAAAUUUUUAGAAAAAAUAGAAAUGGAUUUAGAAACAAGAAAGAGUUGCACAGAAAUGGUAUAAUAUUUCCAUUAAUCAACAAUAGAAAAUUCUCAUAAAUUCUAUAACCAUUUAAAGAGAAAAUUUUAUGUAACUCCAACUUCUUAUUUAGAAUUAAUUGUCACUUUCUAAACUUUAUUAGCAGAAAAAAGAAAAGAAGUUAAGUCUUCAAUAGAUAAAUAUGAAAAUGGUUUUAAUUAAAUUAUUACUACAGAAAAGGCUGUAGGGAAAAUGUAAAUUGAUUUGACUGAAAUGGUACCUAAAUUAAAGAAAGCCGCUGAAGAUACAUAAUAAAAAAUGGAAGUCGUAUCAAAAGAAAAAGCAAUAGCAGAUGUACUCGCAGAAGGUAUAUAAAAAGAAGAAGCAGUAGUAUAAAUAGCAGUAAAUGAAGCUAAUGCAAUAAAAGAAGAUUGUGAAAAUGACUUAGCAGAAGCACUUCCAUUGUUAGAAUAAGCAAAUAAUGCAUUAAAUUGUAUAUAAAAACCUGAUAUUGAUUAUUUGAAAUAAAUGAGAAAUCCAGUAGAACCUAUAAGGGCAGUAAUGAAAGCUGUAUGCUAUAUUUUAUAUCCAAAUCCAACGGAGAAGAAGAAAGAAGGUUUUAAAACUGUUGUCGAUUGGUGGGCUGCAUCAGUAAAGUUAUUAGGAGAUAACUUAAUUAAUAAAAUUAGAGAUUAUAAUAAAGAUGAUAUAGACGAAAAGACAAUUCAAAAUUUAAAUACUUACUUUAACGAUGCUGAAGUUAAACCUUUUAUUGAACCUACUGCCGUAGAAAAGGCUUCUCCUGUAUGCUUGAAUAUGUUCUAAUGGGCAAAAGCUAUGUUUGAUUAUUAUUUUGUAAAUAAAAAAGUAAAGCCUAAAAAAGCUGCCUUAGCUGAAUCAGAAGAAAAAGUGUCAAAACUAAAUGCUUAAUUAUCAACUAAAUAAAGAGAGUUAAAAGUGGCAAUGGAUAAGGUUGAUAAUCUUAAUAGAGAUCUUAAAAUUGCAUAAGAUAAUAAAGAAAAUCUUGAAACAAGAUAUCAAGAAUGCUCUGUUUAAUUAGAAAGAGCUAAAACUUUAAUUGAAAAUCUUGGAGGAGAAAAAGGAAGAUGGGGAGAGUUAGCUGAAAACCUUAAAUAAUUCUUUAUUACACUUACUGGUGAUGUUUUAAUUUGUUCAAGUGCAAUUGCUUAUUUGGGACCUUUAACACCUACUUAUAGAUAAUAAAUUUUAGAAGAAUGGGUAAAUAAAUGCUCUGAAAAGAAUAUUCCUAGAAGCGAUAAAUUUAGUUUUUCUUAAGUUUUAGGUGACCCUGUUAAAAUAAGAGCUUGGAAUAUUGACGGAUUGCCAAGCGAUAGUUUUUCAAUUGAAAACGCGAUUAUUAUUUUUAAAUCUAGAAGAUGGCCUCUUUGUAUUGAUCCUUAAGGCUAAGCAAACAAAUGGAUAAAAAAAUUAGAAUAACCUAGAGGUAUUAAUAUUAUUAAACUCACAGAUACUGAUUAUUUGAGGGUUCUUGAAAAUUCAAUUCAAUUUGGUAAACCUGUGCUUUUAGAAAAUGUAGGAGAAGAUCUUGAUCCAUCUUUAUCUCCUAUUUUGCUUAAAUAAACUUUCUAAAAAGGAAAUACAUUAUACAUUAAAUUAGGUGAAACUACUAUUGAAUAUUCAAAUGAUUUUAGAUUCUAUAUUACAACUAAGUAUAGAAAUCCUCAUUAUUUACCUGAACUAUCUACAAAAGUAACUCUUAUAAACUUUAUGAUUACUUAUGAAGGUCUUAAUGACUAACUUUUAGGUAUUUUAGUUAAAAAAGAACGUCCUGACCUUGCUGCGGAAAAAGAAAGACUUAUAUUAGAAGGAGCUAAUAAUAAGAAAGCUUUAGCAGAAAUAGAAGAUAAGAUAUUAUAAGUACUUUCAGGAAAUAAAAACAUAUUAACAGAUGAAUCUGCAAUUAACAUAUUAACAGCAUCAAAAGUAACAUCAAACGAAAUUAAAGAAAAACAAAUAGUAGCCGAAUUAACAGAAAAAGAAAUCGAUGAGGCGAGAUAAACAUAUUAACCAGUAUCUACUUAAGCGUCUUGUCUUUUCUUUACAAUUUCCGAUUUAGGAAAUUUAGAUCCUAUGUAUUAAUAUUCUUUGGUUUACUAUCUUGAUUUAUUCACUUAGGGAAUAUUAAAUUCAGAAAAAUCAGAUGAUUUUGAAAAAAGACUAUAAAUUCUAAAAGAAUAUUUCCUUUAUUCUUUAUAUUCAAAUAUUUGUAGAUCUCUUUUUGAAAAAGAUAAACUUGUUUUUUCUAUAUUACUUUCUGUUAGACUACUUGAAUUCAGGGGAGAAGAAAAUAUUCAAGAAUUUUGGAGAUUCUUACUUACAGGAGGUGUUUCUAUUAAUGAACAUUUACCAGAAAAGCCUGAACAUUUAUCAUGGCUUAGUAUGAAAAAUUGGGGUGAGAUUAAUCGUCUUUCUGAUCUUCAUGGAUUUAAAGGAUUUUAUACAGUAAAAUAAAUAAAAUAUAUUUCUUUUAAUUUAUUUUUUUAGUUAUUUUUAAAUCCUAUAUUUGCUCAGUAAUUUAAAGAUAUAUAUGACUCUUCUUAACCUUAAGAAAUGAAACUUCCAUCAAGUGUAAAAAUUGAAAAAAUGAAUAAAUUAGGACAAUUAUGUAUUCUAAGAACUAUUCGUCCAGAUAAAAUUAUACCUGCUGCUCAACUAUUCAUAAAGGAUUAUUUAGGAAAAUAAUUUAUUGAACCUCCUCCUUUUGAUCUAGCUUUAAUAUAUAAAGAUUCUUUAUCUACUACACCUUUAAUUUUCGUACUUUCACCUGGUAGUGAUCCGUUUGCAAGUUUGAAUGCUUUUGCAAAGAAAGUUGAUAAAAAUAUAAAAGCAAUAUCUCUAGGAUAAGGCCAAGGUCCAAUAGCUUAAAGAAUGAUAAGUGAAGGAUAAAAAACAGGAGAUUGGAUAGUUUUAUAAAACUGUCAUUUAGCAGUAACAUGGAUGACUACACUAGAAAAAUUAUGUGAAGAAAUAUCUCCUGAUGAGAAAGUUACACAUAAGGAAUUCCGUAUAUGGUUAACUUCUUAUCCUUCAAAAGAUUUUCCAACAGCAGUAUUAUAAGCAGGUAUUAAAAUGACUAAUGAACCUCCUAAAGGGUUAAAGAACAAUAUUUAAGGAAGCUAUUUAAUAGACCCAAUUAAUAAACCUGAAUUUUUCGAGAAUUGUGCAACACCAGGUCCUUUUAAGAAAUUGCUUUUCGGUUUAUGCUUUUUCCAUGCUGUAAUUCAAGAAAGACGAAAAUAUGGUCCUUUAGGAUGGAAUAUUUCUUAUGAAUUCAACGAAUCAGAUUUGCGUAUUUGUGUUCGUUAAUUAAAAAUGUUCUUAGAUGAAUUUGGUUAAAAUAUUCCUUACGAUGCUCUUAAAUAUCUUACUGCUGAAUGUAAUUACGGAGGAAGAGUUACUGAUGAUAAAGAUAGAAGAUUAAUUAAUACUUUACUCGAAGAUUAUUAUUGUGAACAAGCUGUUAAUAAUCCAAAUUAUAAAUUCGCUGAAAAUCCUGUAUAUAAACCUCUCGUAUUUGAAACUUCGAAUGAUUAUAUUGAAUAUAUUAGAGAAAAAUUCCCUAUUUUAGCCUCCACUGAUGUUUUUGGUUUACAUACAAAUGCUGACAUUACUAAAGAUAUGAAUGAAACUAACUUCUUUACUGAUUCACUUUUAAUUUGUUCUUCUGCUUCUAGUUCUGGUGGAGGAUAAUCUUUAGAAGAAACACUUAAUAAUUUAUGUAAUAAUAUACUUACUGAUUUCCCUGAAAUAUAUAAUCUUGAUGAAAUUCAAGAAAAAUACCCUGUUAAAUAUGAAGAAAGUAUGAAUACUGUACUUACUUAAGAACUUACCAGAUUUAAUAAAUUAAUAAAAGUUAUUAGAUCUUCAUUAUUUGAUAUAAAGAAGGCAUUAUUAGGAUUAAUUCUUAUGUCUCCAUAAUUAGAAGCUGCGUCAAAAAGUUUAUUUGAUGGAAAAGUGCCUGAUUUAUGGAUGAGUAGUAGUUAUCCUUCACUAAAACCUUUAGGAGGAUAUAUCGCUGAUUUAAGAAAGCGUUUAGUCUUUUUCUAAAAGUGGAUAGAUGAAGGAGCGCCUAUAAACUUUUGGAUAUCUGGCUUUUAUUUCACUUAAUCUUUCUUAACAGGCGUCUUGUAAAACUUUGCAAGAAAAUAUACAAUUCCUAUUGAUGAAGUUUAAUUUGAUUUUGUAAUGUAAAAAGAGUCUGUAGCUGAAAAACCGUAAGAUGGAGCUUGUGUUUAUGGGCUUUUUGUUGAAGGCGCUAAAUGGAAUUAUGAUACCAUGCUUAUGGAUGAAUCUGAUCCUAAAAUUCUGUUUGUUGAAUGUCCAAGUAUUUUACUUGUACCUUGUCAUUUUAAAGAUAUCUCAAAUAUUGCUCAUUAUAAUUGUCCUGUUUAUAAAACUUCGGCAAGAAGAGGUGUUUUGAGUACUACUGGGCAUUCUACUAAUUUCGUUAUGUAUAUUAGAUUACCUACUGAUUAAGAAUAAAAACAUUGGGUUAAAAGGGGUGUGGCCUUAUUAACUUAAUUGGAUGAUUGA